This is a messenger RNA of Malurus melanocephalus (red-backed fairy wren), 3424 nucleotides long. RefSeq names its product frizzled related protein (gene FRZB). Lineage: Eukaryota; Metazoa; Chordata; Aves; Passeriformes; Maluridae. The record is from RefSeq and is a predicted model, not a curated record. Bases 48 to 995 code for a protein of 315 amino acids. Gene Ontology annotation, molecular function: Wnt-protein binding. Gene Ontology annotation, cellular component: cytoplasm. Gene Ontology annotation, biological process: canonical Wnt signaling pathway; non-canonical Wnt signaling pathway. The transcript has 6 exons.
CCGCGCUGUGCCCGCUCGGCCCCUCGCUUACCGUCGGGCCGGGCGGCAUGUGGCGGGGGCUGCCGGUGCUGGCCCUGGCCGGGCUGCUGCUGCUGGGCCGGGCUCCGCCGGGCCGAGGGGCGGCCUGCGAGCCGGUGCGCAUCCCGCUCUGCAAGCCGCUGCCCUGGAACAUGACCAAGAUGCCGAACCACCUGCACCACAGCACGCAGGCCAACGCCGUGCUGGCCAUGGAGCAGUUCGAGGGGCUGCUGGGCACCAACUGCAGCCCCGACCUUCUGUUCUUCCUGUGCGCCAUGUACGCGCCCAUCUGCACCAUCGACUUCCAGCACGAACCCAUCAAGCCCUGCAAGUCCGUGUGCGAGCGCGCCCGCGCCGGCUGCGAGCCCGUCCUGGUGCGCUACAGCCACGCCUGGCCCGACAGCCUGGCCUGCGACGAGCUGCCGGUCUACGACCGCGGGGUGUGCAUCUCCCCCGAGGCCAUCGUCACCGCCGAGGGCGCGGAUUUCCCUAUGGAUUCUAAUAAUGGCAACUGCAGAGGCACCGGCAUUGACCGCUGCAAGUGCAAGCCUGUAAAAGCCACCCAGAAGACCUAUCUACGCAACAACUAUAACUAUGUCAUUCGGGCUAAAGUGAAGGAGGUGAAGACUAAAUGUCAUGAUGUCACUGCAGUAGUGGAAGUAAAGGAGAUCCUGAAGUCUUCCCUAGUGAACAUUCCGAAGGACACUGUAAACCUUCACACGAAUUCUGGCUGCCUGUGCCCACCACUCAGUGCCAAUGAAGAGUACAUCAUUAUGGGCUACGAGGACGAGGAGCGCUCCAGGUUACUCCURGUGGAAGGCUCCAUAGCUGAGAAGUGGAAGGAACGUCUUGGUAAAAAAAUAAAGCGCUGGGAUCAGAAGCUCCGCCACCUUGGGAAGGGGAAGGGAGAUUCUGGACACAGCGAGUCGGCUCCAAAGGCUGGCAAAGGCAGCAGCUCSUGGCAGGCACGCAGUUAGAUGGGGGAUGCUGCACGGUGACAUGCAGGGGACUGGCUACCAAGAUUGCCUUGUUGGAGCAGCAAAGGAGAAAUUGCACUAUUGCACGUUAUAUUCUAUUGUUUACUACAAAGUAAUGUCUUAGCUGUUAUUAGUUUUUAUUCUCCCCCCCCCUUGUUUUCUGCCUUUUUCUUUUUGGAUGUGUGCAAACUCUGGAAAUGUAUGGUUUUUUUUCCUGUUACUAAGAACUGUAGAAAACUGCCCUGAUGAGAUGAAGACAAGRACAUGUUUGGUUUACCCUUUUUGUCUCCUGAAUCUUCUUAGGGAGAAAAUUCUGAUGCAAGCAGGAAUAAAAUCUGGCAAAGACCAUUUCCUAAAGUCAUGACUCACACUGGCUUCCCCUGCUCACUCUUUCGUGGUCACUGUUUGCUGAAACUUGCUGUUUUGUGUAGGUUGUUAUCUGGGUCUAAGUGUAUCAUUUUUUAUUCUGAAAUAUAAUUCUGAAACACAGAAAAAAAUUUCUUAAGAGAACUGUUUAAAUCAGUACAGCUUCAUUAAGUUUUCUUACAGAUGAACCACUUGUAUACCACAGAAUCUAASGAGAAAUAUUUCCUCUAACAAACACAAUGUGCAUGUCCACAAGGAACCCGAGUUUUCCAGUUCUCUGGACCUUGCAGGACCAUKAUCUAGUUCUGUAAACAUAAUUUAUAACAUGCUGCUUCUCUUAUAAUGGCAGAUUUUUUCCCCUUUUCUCAGCUGAGUUGUAGGAGUAGACAGACCCACCAGGCCUGCUUCUCAGUACAGGUCUGCACUUUAGUCUUUUGAUUUUGUGGURUUAUUCUUAAAUCUGUGCCUACAUAAAUAAGUGUUCAAUGCUCAGUAGCAUAUGUCCAAUAAAAGAAUUGUCGCCAACACAGAUCCUUACCUGACUUCUGAACCAACAUCAUAUUUCUAAUAUCACUUUUGAAAAUAUAAAAAAUCACAAACACCCUUGAUUUUUGUACUUUAAUAGAAAUCUUUGCAGAUAGUGCCAACAUACUCAAAAUUAUCUUUGCUUUUACACACUCUCAUGCUUAAAAUAAAUUAAACUGAGGUAAAUCAAAGAACAAUCCUCUUUGACAGAGUCUGGAGAGGGAACUAACUCUACUUAUAAAGAGAAAUGACUGUUGUGUUCCAGCUGUCAAUACUGUUUUUAGUGUACUAGGGCUGCCUUUCAGUAAGAAAAUAAURUUGAGUUGUCAGGCAGUUUGAAAAUACGAUUGCAAGUAGAACAGAAAUAUUUGGGAAUAUGAUAAUAAUGGUGUUUUAAGAUUUCAGUUAAUAACCAGCAGCCUUGGGACAGGUUUUCCACUGGGCUGGAURCCAAGAAAGUUGAAAAAGAACAGCACCCUGCAACAUUCAAACUUUUGUUUAUAAUUAAAAAUAAAGGGAUAAUUUAUGGGGAAGAUUGGUUCUGAAAGCUGGCAGCAGGAUAUUAAUCCUCCAGGUAUUAAGUCCUCAGUAUUUUCUCAAAAUCACACAAAUCACAGCAGCAUUUAGGUGGGAAAAGACCUCCAGGAUCAUUGAGUCCAACCUUUGAUUGAUCUCCACCAUGCCAGCUCAGCCAGAGCACCAAGUGCCAUGUCCAGUCAUUUCUGGAAGUCCAUGGAUGGUAACUUUAACAAAUAUUUCUACUGAGAUUGGCAAAUAACUGAACAAUUUGUUAAGUUGUGAAUAGCUUGUUAAAUAAUAUUGAAAACUUAUUAUUUACCCCAGAACACCCACUGAAGUCACAGAUGAGCGUUGAUAUUGCAGGGUCUGCAGUCACCACUCACCACGUUGUGUUCUGCUAUGAAAAGAUGAAGGUAGUGUCUUUAGGUCUCUGUUAAAGAUGUAGAAAAUGCCCAGACAGUUGGGAGUUUAUCCUUUACUAGCCACCCCUUCUGAAGAUGGACUGUCAUACCAUUUCUCUGAUUAACAGCAGCCUUUAUUAAUCCACUUGCAGCCCAACACUGACAUUAAUCCCAUUAAAAAUCCCUAGAGCAGAGCCCAUUGCUGCAUUUUAACACCUCAACAAGAGAAAAAUGAGCGGCAUUUGUAACAGUCACACGUCAUGAUGUUACAGUGUGAAAAUGUGGUGCUUUUUAAAUCUUCCCKAAGUUGUGUUGAGCUUUGCCUUGUGUUCCCAGUCCUGCAAUCAAACUGGGUCACUGUAUGCUAACGGGUAGUGUUUUAUUAAAUUAUUUUCUUUGUAAAACUCCUCCUUCCCAUCCAGCAUCUACUUCAUUCCUCCCUUAAAGUAAGAUAUUCCUACUUCAUCUUUCAAUCCCCAUAGCUAGAGCCAAAUAAAAAAAAUAAUGCUCUGUGAGGAGGAAGAAAAAGAAAUGUGUACAGUCUGGGAUCAAACCUGCCUCUGUCACUGUGGAGAGAACAGCACCUAACCCAAGGUGUCACCAGAGACAAGAAAUAGC